Messenger RNA from Eutrema salsugineum, 918 nucleotides. RefSeq lists its product as uncharacterized. The record is from RefSeq and is a predicted model, not a curated record. The transcript is spliced from 2 exons. NCBI's taxonomy places the organism in Eukaryota, Viridiplantae, Streptophyta, Magnoliopsida, Brassicales, Brassicaceae. Bases 1 to 918 code for a protein of 305 amino acids.
AUGUCAAACAUUCAGAAAGUCGAAUAUGAGGCACUCACUGUCUCCGGAGAUAACUACCUCAAAUGGGCCCUUGACACCAAGAUCUACCUCAACUCAAAAAGUCUGGGUGAAUGCAUCAAAGAUCCCAACACCGCGACUCAAACAGAACGGUACUCGGCGAUAUUUAUUAUCCGCCAUCACCUCGCUGAGUCUCUCAAGCAACAAUACCUCACUCUUGAGGAUCCACUCGAACUUUGGGUGGCACUGAAAAAGCGAUAUGACCAUCAGAAAACGGUCAUACUGCCCCAAGCCAAGUUCGACUGGAAGAACCUACGGUUCGAAGAUUUCAAAUCCGUCGAAGAAUUCAAUUCCGAACUCUUUCGGAUAGUUGCACUCAUAAAACUAUGUGGCGAGGAGGUCACUGAUAAGGAUAUGCUAGAGAAAACAUUCUCUACUUUUGGCACUCCCAAUGUUGUUCUCCAACAACAAUACCGUGCCAUGAAUCAUAGCACCUAUGAGGAUUUGAUAUCUUGCUUACUGCUUGCUGAGAAGAACAAUCAGCUUCUGUUGAGGAACAGUGCCAUGCGGCCUCCAGGAUCAGCCCCAUUGCCAGAAGGAACCAGAAAAGAGUCCAACUUCGUCCAACGUAACAGAUCCUCAGAUCGUGGACGUGGACGUGGAAAUGGACAUGGACUGCGCGGCAAAGGACGCGGUAGACCGAACCAAGAUAACCGACCUAACCUCAGUUUUUGGUCGGGAUGCGGAAUGACUAAUCAUUGGGUCAAGAACUGCCGUACUUCCAAAUAUCUUGCUGAGCUCUACCAGAAGUAUGGGAAAGAUAAUCAUGAGGCUAACCUGGUUCAUCAAGUCAAUGAAGAUGACUCAAAGGAUGAUAAGAUUGAUGGCAUGGAUUAUGAGCUCUCCGACCUUCUUGAUUGA